Molecule: messenger RNA, 813 nt
Organism: Ambispora leptoticha
Lineage: Eukaryota; Fungi; Glomeromycota; Glomeromycetes; Archaeosporales; Ambisporaceae
Source: the annotation of a GenBank genome assembly
AUGUUUGGUAAUCAAAGUAAUCAACAGCAACAAAGCAAACCAGCCACAACCUUUGGUGGUUUUGGAACAGGGAGUUUGAAAAGUUCGACAUCCACUACAAUGACUCCAUUCAGUCUAAACAAGCCACAGACACAAACAUCAAAUAUAUUUGGUACAUCAACAACUUCAGUACCCACUUCAUCUACUGUUUUCUCGUUACAACCUUCUACUACACCCGCUACAUCUACUGGAUUCUCAUUACAACCUUCUACUACUACAUCACAACUACAAUCGAGCAUUUUUUCCUCUUCAUCUUUAGCUCCUUCCACUGCUACAACUGGAACUACUGGAACAAUGCCUACCACGAUAUCGGGACUACCUAUUUAUACAGAGAAUAAUAUAACUUCAAUUACAUUGGACACAAAAUUUCAUCAGCUUCCUGAAUCUGCGAGAAAAAGAUUGAUGGAGAUGGCAAAAGAAAUUGAACGACACAAAGAAGUAAUGCUGUCAAUUGACAACUCAUGGCCAGAUGUGAAAGAAACGAUUCAGUCUACGAGAAAUACAGCGCGAAAUGUGGCACAGCAUAUACAUGGCCUGACCGAAAAACUUGAAGCGUCACGUCGUCUCAUUAAUGACUUAUGCCAAAGUCUAGUCCGGCAAAAAGUUUAUCAUGAUAAUGCGCGGGACGCAAGUUUGUCCACCAGUGAUACGGUGUUUCAAAAGUAUCUUCGGGAUACUAUAUUAUCAAUGGAAGAACGAAUCGAGCAGUAUGAUCAAAAUAUUGAGGAGCUCGAUCGACACAUUUCUGCAAUAAUAAAUGCAACGCAGGGAGAA